Neopelma chrysocephalum (saffron-crested tyrant-manakin) is the source of this 544-nucleotide messenger RNA. Its product is annotated as zinc finger protein 436-like. The transcript has 2 exons. NCBI's taxonomy places the organism in Eukaryota, Metazoa, Chordata, Aves, Passeriformes, Pipridae. Gene Ontology annotation, molecular function: RNA polymerase II cis-regulatory region sequence-specific DNA binding; DNA-binding transcription factor activity, RNA polymerase II-specific. The coding region runs from base 1 to 423 and encodes 140 amino acids. The record is from RefSeq and is a predicted model, not a curated record. Gene Ontology annotation, biological process: regulation of transcription by RNA polymerase II.
AUGUGUGGGGAAUAUGGCAAGAGCUUCAACCAAAGCUCCAACCUGAUCCGGCACAAGCACAUCCACACUGGGAAACGGCCAUAUUUGUGUGGAGAAUGUGGGAAAAUCUUCAGCCGGAGUACCCACCUGAUCCGACACCAGCACAUCCACACCAGAGAACAGCUCGCGAAGGAGCGGCCCUACAAGUGCUUGGAAUGUGGGAAGAAGUUUAAGACCAGCUCGAAUCUCCUGCUGCACCAGCGGACGCACACGGACGAGAGGCCCUUCUGCUGCUCCAACUGUGGGAAGGGCUUCAACCGGAACUCCAACCUCGUCACCCACCGGCGCAUCCACACCGGGGAGAGGCCCUACAAGUGUGGGGAGUGUGGGAAGAAUUUCACCCGCAGCUCUAACUUGACCAAACACCAACAGACCCACCGGUAAGGGAAGCCCUACCAGUGUCCCGACUGCGGGAAGAGCUUUGGCCGCUGCUUCCACCCCAAAUGAAGCCCCUGAUGGUGAGGCAACCCCUGGAGUCCAGUGACUGUCAGUCCAUCCCUUUCGA